AUGUCCCGCGUCAUCGCUUUGCCCGGCCUCAUCGCCUUGUCCGAUACCAUCGCCUUGAUCAGUGUCAUCGCCAUGUCCAGCGUCAUCACCUUGUACGACGGCGGCGCCUUGUCCCUCAUCGGAGGCGCUACUCCCUUCCACACCGCCGCCAUUCGCCGCCUCUGGCACAGCAGGCGAGUUACCCGGAGCCCCGUCGGGAUUUCCCCUCGUCAAUGGGUAUAA
Messenger RNA from Rangifer tarandus platyrhynchus (Svalbard reindeer), 222 nucleotides. The record is from the annotation of a GenBank genome assembly. NCBI's taxonomy places the organism in Eukaryota, Metazoa, Chordata, Mammalia, Artiodactyla, Cervidae.